This is a messenger RNA of Nestor notabilis (Kea), 1560 nucleotides long. RefSeq names its product SLIT-ROBO Rho GTPase-activating protein 1-like. Gene Ontology annotation, biological process: negative regulation of cell migration. NCBI's taxonomy places the organism in Eukaryota, Metazoa, Chordata, Aves, Psittaciformes, Psittacidae. The record is from RefSeq and is a predicted model, not a curated record. The transcript is spliced from 12 exons. Gene Ontology annotation, cellular component: cytoplasm. The annotation marks the transcript as partial.
AUGGUGGAUAAUGCUUCCAGAGUUUGUCACAAGGUUGUUUCCAUGGUGUACAUGAUGAUACCAAUCAGCAUGGUCCACCUGGCAGUCAAGAUCCGAGCUCAACUCAUCGAGCAGCAGAAAUGCCUGGAGCAGCAGACUGAAAUGAGAGUGCAGCUUCUUCAGGAUCUGCAGGAUUUCUUCCGCAAGAAGUCGGAAAUAGAGAUGGAGUAUUCACGAAACCUGGAAAAGUUGGCAGAGAGGUUCAUGGCAAAAACAAGAAGUACAAAGGAUCAUCAGCAGUACAAGAAAGAUCAGAACCUCUUGUCACCGGUGAAUUGCUGGUACUUACUCCUGAACCAAGUGAGAAGAGAAAGCAAAGACCAUGCAACACUGAGCGAUAUCUACCUGAACAACGUGAUCAUGCGAUUUAUGCAGAUAAGUGAAGACUCCACCAGAAUGUUCAAGAAGAGCAAAGAGAUUGCGUUUCAGCUUCAUGAAGACUUAAUGAAAGUACUUAACGAGCUUUACACGGUCAUGAAAACAUACCACAUGUAUCAUGCAGAGAGCAUCAGUGCAGAAAGCAAACUGAAGGAGGCAGAGAAGCAAGAAGAAAAACAGAUUGGGAGGUCAGGAGACCCUGUUUUUCAUAUUCGACUAGAAGAAAGGCACCAGAGACGAAGUUCUGUGAAAAAGAUUGAAAAAAUGAAAGAAAAGCGUCAAGCAAAAUACUCUGAAAACAAGCUGAAAUCUAUUAAGGCCCGCAAUGAAUACCUGCUCACCCUUGAAGCAACCAAUGCUUCUGUUUUCAAGUAUUAUAUUCAUGACCUUUCGGAUUUAAUUGACUGUUGUGACCUUGGAUACCAUGCUAGUCUUAACAGAGCCCUAAGGACGUACCUUUCUGCAGAGUAUAACCUUGAAACUUCCAGGCAUGAGGGCUUAGACAUCAUUGAAAAUGCAGUUGACAGCUUAGAGCCACGAAGUGACAAGCAGAGAUUCAUGGAAAUGUACCCCACCGCUUUUUGUCCACCGAUGAAAUUUGAGUUCCAGUCUCAUAUGGGUGAUGAGGUUUGUCAGGUCACUGCCCAGCAACCUGUGCAAGCAGAGCUUCUGCUUAGGUAUCAGCAACUACAAUCACGAUUGGCCACACUGAAAAUCGAAAAUGAGGAGGUUAAGAAAACAACAGAGGCUACCCUGCAGACAAUACAAGAUAUGGUCACCAUUGAAGACUAUGAUGUGUCAGAGUGUUUCCAGCACAGUCGCUCAACAGAGUCUGUGAAGUCAACAGUCUCUGAGACAUACCUGAGUAAGCCUAGCAUUGCAAAAAGAAGAGCUAACCAGCAGGAAACAGAGCAGUUCUAUUUCAUGAAAUUCAGAGAAUAUCUGGAAGGUAGUAAUCUCAUCACUAAACUUCAAGCAAAACAUGACUUGCUGCAGAGGACGCUUGGAGAAGGUCACAGGGCAGAAUACAUGACCACAAGGCCUCCAAAUCUUCCCCCUAAGCCCCAGAAACACAGGAGGCCCAGACCCCGAUCACAGUGUAGUGCUAAGUUGUUUAAUGGUGAUUUGGAGUCAUUCAUCAAG